AUGCCAACCAGCGGUCCGCUCAUCUGGUCGGAAACCCGUCAAGAACUCUGUGAAUCCCUGCCUUACUACCGAGCCUAUCAAACUGGCUGCUACGUAAGCUCAUCCUGCCUCGCGCGUCCACCCUCUUCGGUUCUGCUCAGGUCCUCUCUUUCACAGGCUACACUUAAAGACUCGAUUGCCUAUGGCUACCUCCUCGCUGGCUGGCCCUCUCGUCGUGAUGCAUUCGCACACAACGGCCGUGUUAUCAUUUCUCAUGGUGGGGGGAAAAGCCAAGUCAUCACUCCCCGUACUACUACCACCCCAUCCACUGCGGCAUCAAGCGAACCAAAAAAAGCAUCGCUCAAACAAGACCAAUCGGCAGACGACAGUAGCACCAUUCGCGCGCUGCUGCACUCAGCCAGACACAGCCUGCCAAUUGUGUUGAUUGCGGCGGAGAACUAUGCCUUGUUACCGUUCAAGUUGAAUUGUGGUUAUGCUGUGUUGGGAUGGUAUCUUAUAACCGAUGCUUGGGCCGAGAGGGAGGUGGGAGGUGGCAAGGAGAGGGAAGAGGUCGGGAAGGCGGAGGGGUUUGUAAGGUGCAAGUUUAGAUUCGAAUGGAUUGAGGCUCAGGGCGAGCCUUGGUGGCAGCUAUCUCGCAAAGACAAGGAGAAAGAAUGGAAUCCAAGAAGCAGGAUUGAGACUUUCAGCAAGAGUCAGAGGCAAGUAACGAAGCGAAUGAAGCAAGUAACGAAGCGAAUGGAAAGCAAGCCCUCCGAGAAAGCUUCGGUCUCCUCAUCGCGACCUUCAUCGGCACCCUCCUCUCACUCAUCUUCAACCCCAACAUCAGGCACAACUACUCCAACCGCAAUGACCCCGGAAGAACGCAAGAAUCUCCUCUUCGGUCCCUUGCCCUCCACGACGCUCCCCUCUCUCAUCUCAAAAACAAGCAGAAGCCUUAACUCGGCAUCACCAUGCACCCUCACCAACUCGGCCAGCUGUCUCUCUUGCCGACACCCCUCCCCGAUCGUCUUCUCGCUUGGCUGGAUAUGUCUCGGACCUUCCUGUCCUCAAUUCUUCCUUCUACCCAACACCCACCACCCACCACUUGAAUCAAGCCUGAACUUCUCCUCUUCAUUUCUCCACCCGCUCGGUGCAAUCCUCAACUUCUCUUUCCCCUCCUGCCAACCGCCCUUUCCGCUCAUCCCGAUGCGUCCCAGCUCUCGUUCCAUGGACCAAUCUCGCGGUCUAUGGUGCAAACACUGCGGCCGCCUCAGCUGUCGCGAGCUAAUAUUCCAACCUCGUUGCUCACACUGCAAUUCCGCCGUGGGCAAGUGGAAACCUCUUCCCACCAUACCUCCGCCUCAGCUGAAUAGCGGGGUGUUUGAUUUUGACGGGAAAGAGGGUGGGGCGUUUGAUCCCGUAAUCAGUGCAAGUUCGGGGAUAAAGAUGGAGAUGAAAACAGUAGGGGAAGGGGGAGAAAGGAUGGUGGUGUAUAGUUUUACAUUCGAUGCCAUGUUUGGCGAUUGUGCUGUUCACCUUGUUCAGGCGGAUACGCAUGGCGGUGGGGAGGAGAGGGAGGCUGAUGAGAUUUUUCGAGCUUUUCAGAGACAUGCUUGGCCAACAGACUCGAAUAAGAAGAGCGUGGGCAAGAGAAAGAGGAAGGAGAGCGACAAUCUUGCCUUCAUUCCUUCACCAGAAGAUACGCAGCGAUCAUCGUCAAACAGCAGCAGCACCUCUGGUACAAGUCCAGAUUCUGGUCAACGCCAUUCAAACAAGAAAGAAGAGUGUCUACACGUCAUCCCCUUCCGUCGACAUCAACUCAAAUCAUCAGCCGGUUUAGGUCGAAUGUUAACGCAACAGUUCACAUGUAACUACGGUGUACCAUAUAAACACAUUGUUGCUAUGGGAACUCUACCCCUCCACCCCACCUCAUCGCCUCCUCCCAUCAUCUCCACCCUACGCCUCCUUCAGCAUCGCACUUGCCUGUCCCUCUCUUGCUCCUCUCCCUCCUCCUCUUCCCUUUCCUCCCCUACUUCCAGCUUUCGAGGCUUUAACGAGAUAUACCCUGUCCUAUACCUCCAGCAUCAAAAAAUGUCAUUCCACGAUGACGGCGAGCCCGGCCUAGGACCCAUCGUUUCAUCCCUCUCUCUCGGCAGCACCUGUCGGAUGAAAUUCCGCCUUAAAUCAAAACACCAACCACACCAUACCGAUCUCACAGCAAAAGUCAGGACACUGUUGGACCUGCCACUCAGACAUGGCAGUGUAGUAGUGCAGCAAGGAUCAGAUCUGCAGAAGUAUUUCGAACACAGUGUCAGUCCAGAUGGGUUUCGCAUUGCUGUCACGGGACGAUGGAUUGAUGAACUUGUCAAUGAUAAAACGCCAAAUAGUCGACCUUGUCGUGUAAUUGCGGGAAAGAGGGAAAUGUCGAGAGAGAAGUAG
This is a messenger RNA of Ustilago hordei, 2418 nucleotides long. RefSeq lists its product as uncharacterized. The coding region runs from base 1 to 2418 and encodes 805 amino acids. The transcript has a single exon. The record is from RefSeq and is a predicted model, not a curated record. Lineage: Eukaryota; Fungi; Basidiomycota; Ustilaginomycetes; Ustilaginales; Ustilaginaceae.